Messenger RNA from Arabis nemorensis, 1062 nucleotides. NCBI's taxonomy places the organism in Eukaryota, Viridiplantae, Streptophyta, Magnoliopsida, Brassicales, Brassicaceae. The record is from the annotation of a GenBank genome assembly.
AUGAUCAAGAACCUUGUGGCUUCUUCGACUGAAGAGGAAGAAGAAGCGUCUGGUUCGGAAGAAGAAGAAUCUGGUUCGGAAGAAGGAGAGUCUGGUUCGUUUGAAGAAGAGUAUGGUUCGUUUGAAGAAGAAUCUGAGUCUUCCGAUGAGGACGACGAGCAAAUAAGUGACAUGCAUACAAGUGUUGUUGCCAAGAAUGUCGGAGCGGAAAUCAACACAAAGCCAGGGAUCUCUGAACCCGUGAAAUCCAAAUCAAGUGACAUGGCUCCACCGGAGAACUCGACGGCGAAAGUUUCUUUGGAUAAGCCCAUUCAGAAGAAAGUUGCUCCUCUCAAGAGGCAUCAUGAAGCUGACUCAAAAGGUGAAUCUGAUUCCGAGCCUGCCAAGAACAAGAUGAAGCCUGACAACAAAUUGAGUGAUNAAACGGANAAGAAGCCUCUAAUUCAGAGGAUAUUCACCGAAGAAGANGAAGUGGCUCUGCUNAAAGGUAUUCUUAAGUUCAUCUCCACAGGUGGAGACCUAAGUCACAAUAUGGAUGGUUUUUGUCAUGAUAUCAAAAGUAAAAUCUCUUUUAACGCUUCGAAAGAUCAGUUAGCUAACAAGGUCAAAAGAGUGAAGAAUAGAUUUGAUAAAGUUGUUAAUAGUUCCCUUAAAAAGGGAAAAGGUGGAGAAGAAAACAUCAUGUUUUCUAAACAUUCUAACCAGGAAGUUUUCGAUUUGUCGAAAAAAAUUUGGGGAAGCAAUGGUGUUCUUGCUUGCAAAUCAAGGAUGAAGCUUGGAGGAGAGAACCCAAAGGAGGAGAUCUCAAAGGGAGAAGUGAAAAAAUCAGUGAUAGUAUCCUUUAUCUUGGCAGAGAAUGCAACAUCUAUUACUUUCGAUGAAUCAACUUUGCAUGAAAGUUGGGAUAUGAUUGCGGAAGGACCAACGAAGAUAGUUGCGAAGAUAAAAAUCAAGAAGAUCAACGCAUUCCAAGCGGAGCUAUGUGUAAUGAGGUCAAGAAUAGUAGCCGAGGCCACAAAGCUAGUAUUCAAAGAUCAUGCUUCCUCUUUCGGUGGUAACUAG